Phycodurus eques (leafy seadragon) is the source of this 2633-nucleotide messenger RNA. It is a transcript of the gene sart1, whose product is annotated as spliceosome associated factor 1, recruiter of U4/U6.U5 tri-snRNP. Bases 200 to 2512 code for a protein of 770 amino acids. Gene Ontology annotation, biological process: maturation of 5S rRNA; mRNA cis splicing, via spliceosome. The transcript has 3 exons. Gene Ontology annotation, cellular component: U4/U6 x U5 tri-snRNP complex. Lineage: Eukaryota; Metazoa; Chordata; Actinopteri; Syngnathiformes; Syngnathidae. The record is from RefSeq and is a predicted model, not a curated record.
AUAAUUUCACACGACCGGAAAGGACUUCUACAAUACAAAUGUGUCGUCCGUACUUCGUUGCUUAAAUGGUGGAAGCUUGGACGAAAACUCGAAAUUGAACAUAAAUGACGGAUUAGCUCCCUAAUCUUGACACAGCUUCGCAUACUGUCAACCAAAGAGGUGGGGAUUCCCUUUUGUCCACUUGUUGAGGGAAAUAACGAUGGGUUCGUCGAAGAAACAUAAAGAAAAGAGUCGUGACAGGGAAGCCGAGGAGCGCCGUCGCGAGCACAAGAAACACCGCCGCAAGGAGCGCGAGAGAGACGCAUCGACCCGCGAUGGUACUCGGGAGAAGGAGAGAAGGAAGCGGUCCGCGUCCAGGGACAGGAGUGGACGCGAGAGCCGCAACAAAGGCGACAGGAGCGGCGGGGAGCCACGCGUCAAGAAGGAGAAAACGGAGGAGGGAAGCACUGAGGUGCAAGCUCAGUCCGCCAGUGGAGAUGCAUCUCUCAGCAUCGAGGAGACUAACAAGCUCCGAGCCAAGCUGGGCCUGAAACCGCUGGAGUUGAACGAGAACAAGAAGGAGCUUGGCACCAAGGAGGAGCCGCUGGUGGCAGAGACCAUCAACCCGGCUCUCAUCCAGAAACAGAAGGACAUCAAGGAGAAGCUGGCAGCCAUGAAAGAGAAGCGCCUUCUGAACCAGAAGCUGGGAAAAGUCAAGACCCUGGCGGAGGAUGACUGGCUGGAGGACACCGCCGCUUGGGUGGAGAAGAACCGGAAGGCGGCGAAGGAGAAAGAGAUGGCGGAGAAGAGAGCCAAGCUCCUGGAGGAGAUGGACCAGGAGUUUGGUGUGAGCAACCUGGUGGAGGAGGAGUUCGGGCAGGGACGUAUAAACAGCGCGUACACGGCGCGGGAUCUGAAGGGUCUUAAAGUGCAGCACAAAGUGGACUCCUUCAAUGAGGGCCAGACGGUCAUCCUCACGCUGCAGGACAAAGGUGUGCUAGAGGAGGAGGAGGACGUGCUAGAGAACGUGGGGCUGGUAGACAAGGAGAAGGCGGACAAGAACGUGGAGCUGAAGAAGAAGCAGCCUGACUACAAGCCCUACGAGGAGGAGGAAAGCGUGGAUGACAUGGUGACGUUCAAGUCGCGCUCUGUGCUGUCCAAGUAUGACGAGGAGAUCGACGGCGAAAAGAAGAAGAGCUUCCGCUUGAAGACGGGCGGCAUGGCCGAUGGCGAGCGGGAGCGGGAGCUGCAGGCCAUGCGGGAGACGCUGCGCAGCCAGGCGCAGUCCUUGGUGAUGCCCUCGCUCAUGAUUGCUUCAGAGUACUACUCGCCUCAGGAGAUGGUGGCCUUCAAAAAGACCAAGCGGCGCGUGAAGAAAAUCCGUAAGAAGGAGAAGACGACAGUGGCUGACUUCUUGCUCCUGGACGACUCGCGCAAGACGGACUUCGGCUCCAGGACGCGCGGUCGUGGCCGCAAAGGGGAGAACGAAGAUGACGAGGGCGUGGAGGACGGCAGGUGGCCACACGAGACGGCGGUGACGCAAAUGUCCGACGACAUCCGGACAGCGGAAAUGGAUAUUAGCGAUGAUGAGGACUUCACGCCGCCCGAGCCCACUAUCCUGGAGGAAGACGAGGCUGAGCAGGAGCUGCAAAAACAACUGGAAAAGCAGAGGAAGCUGAGGCAGAAGCAGCUCCUUGGGGAUGCUGGUGAGAAGAUCGCCGAACGGGUGAAGCGACUCGCCAGGGAUGACACUGAGGAUCCCUCAGAAAAGCGCAACAACAUUGUCUUCAACGCCACCUCCGAGUUUUGCCGCACACUGGGCGAUAUCCCCACCUACGGCCUGUCUGGCAACCGAGAGGACCAGGAGGACAUGAUGGACUUUGAGCAAGAUGAAGAGAAGGAAGGCGCGGGCGACUCCAACUCUGAUGCGGAGGACAACGUCGGCUGGAGUAGCGUCAACCUGGACGAGGAGCAGAAGCACCCAGACUUCGCCACGGCCUCCGCCACCAUUCUGGACGAGGAGCCCAUCGUCAACUCGGGCCUGGCCGCCGCCCUGCACCUGUGCAAGAACAAAGGACUGUUGGAGACGGAGGUGCAAAAAGUGGCACGUGUCAAAGCCACUAAGGGGGCCCUGCCCAACGACAACUACUGUAUCGAGGACAAGAUGGGCUUUGAUGACAAAUACAGCCGGCGCGAGGAGUACCGAGGCUUCACGCAAGACUUCAAGGACAAGGACGGCUACAAACCCGACGUCAAGAUAGAGUACGUGGAUGAGUCUGGACGCAAGCUGACUCCGAAGGAGGCCUUCAGGCAACUUUCGCACAGAUUCCACGGCAAGGGCUCAGGCAAGAUGAAGACUGAGCGCAGGAUGAAGAAGCUGGAGGAGGAAGCGCUGUUGAAGAAGAUGAGCAGCAGCGACACGCCGCUGGGGACUGUGGCACUGCUCCAGGAGAAGCAGAAGUCUCAGAAAACGCCCUACAUCGUGCUCAGCGGAAGCGGCAAGAGCAUGAACGCCAACACCAUCACCAAAUAAACACACUUCUGGACAGUAGUUGGUAUUUUUUUCAACAGGCUUAUACACAGUGAUUGCUACAAAUUUAAGUUGUUGUUCGUGUAGUAGUUAAGAAUUAGUCAAUAAAAUGCUGACAAAUGCU